Messenger RNA from Closterium sp. NIES-67, 3651 nucleotides. NCBI's taxonomy places the organism in Eukaryota, Viridiplantae, Streptophyta, Zygnematophyceae, Desmidiales, Closteriaceae. The record is from the annotation of a GenBank genome assembly.
AUUGUGGGCCCAAGGCAUGGGCAGUGCUCAAGGACCUGCACGCUCCGACAUCGGUUGCCACUUCUCUCAUGCUGGAUCGGGAGUUGUCCAUGCUGCGGUUGAGCGAGAAUGAACCUGUGCAGCCCGUACUGGACAAGAUGAGGGAACUCUACGCGAAAUUGGCGAUUGCUGGCAUCACGUACCCCGAGCAGACUAAGUGUCUCAAGAUGCUCAGCCUGCUGCCCGAGUCUUGGCUGCAAUUUAUAAGCGGACUCAGCUUGCCACAAAACCAAAGUCAAUGGACAUUGGAGUGGAUUCGCACCAAGAUUCUGGAAGAAGAUUUUCGUUGCUAUACACUGCGCGGAGGUGAUGACAGCACCAGCGGCUAUGCCAUGCAAGGGACAUGGAGAGAUCGAGGGCGUGGCAAUCGCGGUCGCUCUUACUACAACCAAGGUGGUCGCGGGACUUGGAACCAGCGGGGGCAUGGUGGCGCUGGUGCAAGAGGAAGAGGUGGUCACUCAAACAACGAUAACAGUGAACCACGCUUGAGGGGAGAGUGCUGGUAUUGCAAGGAAGAAGGGCAUCCAUGGUUUCGCUGCUCUACCAAGCCCGACUGGUGGACCCCUUGGAACCAAUCGCAAAAGGGGAAUGGAGGAAAGCAACCACAUGGAGGUGCCAAUAUGGUAGCUGAUCCUGCUGAAGAAACCUCCAAGGACGACAGAGGAAUGGGAAAUGAGGAGAGGAAUGCUGGACAGUUCUACCAUGUGUGUGACAAAGAUGACAGUGGCACAGCUGUUGAAAGAGGUGCAGAAGAAGAACUCCACCCGCUUGACAUGUGGGUCAUGGACUCUGGUGCUGCAUGGACAAUGACACCACGCAAGGACUUGCUGGAUGCUGUGCGAGCGCCUCCAAUCUCCGAAGUGCGCUCAGCAUCUGGACAUGCAGUGAAGGUCGCUGGAGUUGGUCGAGCUGCAUUCAGAGCACCUGAUGGUGGACUGGUUGUGCUGAAGGACGUGUUACUCGUACCGGGGCUGAAGGCCAAUCUGAUAUCGCUGCGCAAGCUAGGCCAGGCCGGAGUCAGCACCACCACCAAUGGAUCCAAAACAUUCAAGGGGCUGCGAGGAGAUCGUGUGUUAUGGGAUUUACACGAAAGCAGAGAUGUCUUCAGAUCCAUGUGGCACAUCCCUGCGCUGAUAUGGGAAUCAACAAAGAAGGAGUUGGGAGCAGUAAAGGCAGGAUCUGGAGUCCAGGGGGAGUGCAAUGCAGUUAGUGCUGCAGGAGUGACGGUUUCUGCAAGGUCGGGGGAGACUGAUUGGGAAACCGCACACAAGCGUCUAGGGCAUGUGGCUAUGCCAUUGCUGCAGCAACUGCAUAAGGAAGAAGCAGUAAAGGGGCUGAAGCUUUCUGGGCAACCAAAUGAUACCAAGUGCGAGACGUGUCUGCUGAGCAAGUUCACACGGUUCCCCUUUCACGGCGUAGCUGGGAAAAGCAAGGCAGCACUGGAACUGGUGCACAUGGACCUGGUAGGACCUUUUCCAGUUCAAGGAAGAAAGGGGGAAAGAUACUUCCUAACAAUAGUUGAUGACUGGAGUCGGCUGAUGUGGGCAUACCCGUUGAAGCAGAAGGAUCAUGCUGCCUCAACAAUACGAGAUGACUGGCUGCCGUUCGUCGAGCGACAAUCUGGGCACCCAUGCAAGAGCAUCAGAACUGACCGAGGUGGAGAGUUUCUAGGAGGAGAUCUGACUGCGUGGCUCAAGAAACAAGGCAUUGAGCAUCAGCUAACGACGUCCUAUACCCCUCAGUCAAAUGGCGUUGCUGAGAGGGCUAAUAGGACCAUCCUGGAAACUGCGCGAGCGCUGCUGAUCGAAUCAGGGCUGGGGAACUCCACGUGGCCUCAUGCGGUGAGGCAUGCUACAGUGGCAAGGAACCGCGUACUCACAAAGGUGGCUGAUGAUAUGUGGGUGCCGCUGGAGAGGUGGCUUGGAAAGAAGCCUCCAGUGGACAUGCUUAGAGUGUUCGGAUGCAUGGCAGUGGCGCAUGUCCCUAAACCGUACAGGACAAAGCUUGGAGCAUCUGCACUGUGGUGUGUGCACCUUGGGCUUCCGGCAGAGAGCAAGGGGUGGCUACUCUGGGAGCCCUCAAAGAAUGUGCUGUUUGACAGUCGGGAUGUCAAAUUUGUGGAGAACAUCAUGUAUGGCAAGUGGGAGAAGCAGCCGGAGGCAAGGGUCAAUCAGCAGCUGGAAGAGAUCACUAUGCACUUCGAUCUGUCCGAACCUGAGGACAGCGAAGUCACUGCGCCAACGGCAAGCGGUACUGAUGAAGGAAGCAAUGAGGAUAUUGCACCUGAUGCUGAAGUCAAGGAUCUGGAGCAGCAGCAGCAAGAGGCUUCCAAAACACCAAGUCUGCCAAAGCGAAGGAAACAGAUUGGUGGGGGGACAAAGGAUUGGGUGAAGGUGAAAGAAUGGGUAAAUCCAACGCUGGUGUACUUGCCAAAUGGGAAGAAGGCAAUACAGUGCAAGUGGCUGGCAAAAAUUAAGACGGAUGAGAAAGGAGAGCCAUCAGUUUACAAGAGCAGGCUGGUGGCAAACGGGUUUCAGCAGAAAGAGAAGGAAGAUUACAAAGAAGUGUUUGCCCCAACUGCUAAGUCUCCAACGCUACGUGUGCUGCUGGCGGUAGCUGCUGUGCGCAAAUGGAAGGUGAAGCAGAUGGACAUCGUAACCGCUUUUCUGUACGGCAUUGUGGAAGAGGAGGUGUACAUGGUUCAACCACCUGGCUAUGAGGAUGGAACCGGUCGUGUCUGCAAACUUAACAAGGCCAUCUAUGGCUUGAAGCAGGCCCCGAGAUGCUGGUACAACAGGCUGGCCAGUGCACUGGAAGGGAUUGGAUUUCGUGCGAGUGCAUGCGACGAGAGCCCAUUCCUGAUGGGCGACGGGGAGUCGCUUGUGCUUUUGCUUGUGUACGUGGAUGACAUCCUGCUCUUCAGCAGCAGUGACAAGGAGAUUGAUGGGGUGCAGCGGAAGCUCACAGAGCAGUUCAAGUGCAAGUCACUUGGAGAGGCAAGGUACUACCUAGGAAUGCACAUUGAGCGGGAUACUGAACGUGGCUGGAUCAAACUGCAUCAGGGACAGUACAUCCACACCUUGGCUGAGAAGUACUCUCUGCAGGAAGAACAGACAGUGGUCACACCUUUGCCUUCCGAGUUCAAACUCAUAAAGGCAGCUGAAGGAGAAGGAGUUGAGUGUGAAGACCAGAGGCAAUUCCAAUCCAUGGUCGGGAGCCUACUCUACGCUGCUGUGCAUACUCGACCUGACAUCAGCUUUGCUGUGGGACAGCUGGCUCGAGUAGUGCAAAAUCCAACAGAAGAGCAGUAUGGUGCAGCGGAGAGAGUGUAGGCGGAUACAUCUGCAUGGUGGGAGGUGGGCCUGUAAGUUGGAGGUCCAAGAAGCAGUCUGAGACGGCACUAUCUUCAAUGGAAUCUGAGUACAUGGCGAUGUUUCAUGCGGCAAAAGAAAUCAUCUGGCUAAGGAGGCUCUUGAAGGAGAUCGGCCAUGAACAGACUUGUGCGACACCUCUGUUCAGUGAUAGCAAGAGAGCCAUUGCCAUGGCACGCAAUGUAGUUCUUCAUGGGCUGAACAAGCACAUGAGGAUUAAGUGGCAUUGGCUGAAAACUCA